Messenger RNA from Schistosoma margrebowiei, 3155 nucleotides. Lineage: Eukaryota; Metazoa; Platyhelminthes; Trematoda; Strigeidida; Schistosomatidae. The record is from the annotation of a GenBank genome assembly.
AUCAGCCCUAUAUUUGAGGAUGGUCAGAGACAGAUCGUAUCUAACUACCGGCCUGUCAGUCUAACUAGCAUUGUCGUUAAGUUGCUUGAAAAGAUAAUUUGGGUUAGUUUGCCAAGCCAAGUAGAUUCACACAAUCUGUUAGCUACUGAGCAACAUGGACUUCGUAACAGGCGUUCAUGCUUAACUAACUUGCUUAUUGCGAGAGAGGAAUGGAUAGCAGCCUUAGAUAAAGGCCUGUCUAUUGAUGUGAUAUUCCUAGAUUUUAGCAAAGCAUUUGACAAGGUUUCACACGUAGGUCUUAUGCAGAAGCUCACGAGCUCUGGAAUAAUAGGUGCUGCACGCGAGUGGAUAGGAAACUUCUUGUGUGACCGCGGACAGAGACUGAGGGUCAAUGGGACGCUAUCCGAUUGGAAGCCGGUCAAAGGUGUUGUACCCAAGGUUCCAUCUCAGGCCCUCUGCUCUUCCUUCUCUACGUUGAUGAGUUACCGCCGUUUCUUAGGUCGUCGACAUUAUUAUUUGCGGAUGACCUAAAGAUCUUGAAAACAAUAAAACGUGAGACAGAUCAUCUGGAUCUUCAAGCUGACUUAGACGAUUUGAUUAGAUGGGCUCAAGGUUGGGGCUUAGAAAUCAAUCCUAGGAAAAGUGUGCUAAUGCACAUCGGUCACGGUAAUAGUUACCAUGAUACUAUUGAUGGUAAACCUCCUCCAUGCGUUCAAGAACGUGAAGAAUUGGGAGUAAUAAUAAGUCAUGACUUGAAAACAACUACGCAUCGCAACGCAGCCGCUGUCAAAGAUUUUCGUGCGGCAUGGUCACUUCGCCGAGUGUUCAAAUAUUUUGACAAGGAAAUGUUUCGAAUUUUAUAUCUCACUGCUGCAUCUAAAGCCCAAGCCCUAUGUCGUCUCCUCACGAAGCGCAUAAGAAAGAACACAGACCACACCAUUCACUCCUUACUGCACGAUGGAGUAACGUAUAAUGACCAAAGCGUCAUAUGUGAACUAUUAAGUGAAUGGUUUUCUCACAAUGGGAAUACAUCUGAUGCUCCAGACAUCGACAUAAAGUGCACCGGCAAAAACGAUCUUAGUACCAUAAACUUCGACAUUAGGAGUAUACAUACCGCCAUUAAAAACCUUAAGUCAAAUGCGAGUUCUGGUGCCGAUGACAUCCCUUCAAUCGUUUAUAAAAUGUCAGGACCGGACAUACAGACGCUACUACUCAAAAUGUACACAUUAUCUUUAGAGACAGGUACAUAUCCGGAAACCUGGAAGGUAACGUAUGUUCUUCCCAAACACAAAUCCGGACCAAGAAACCUGGUUGAAAACUACAGACCUAUAAAUAUCACUCCAGUCAUAUCACGCAUAAUGGAAAAAGUGAUACAAAAUCAACUAUCUGAUCACCUGCUCAAGGAAGAUCUGAUAGACCCGUCACAACAUGGCUUCAUUAGAACAAGGUCGUGCAGUACAUGCCUGAUAGAAUUCUUCAACGAGGUUACUCGUAUACGUGACCAGAAGAAACUAGUUAUUAUACUAUACUUCGACAUUAAGAAAGCCUUUGAUAAGGUACCUCAUAAUCUUCUAAUCAACAGACUUAAGUCAGUUGGAAUUAUAAAUCCCCUUUUGCAAUGGAUCAAGUCUUUUCUUACGAACAGAUAUCAAAUAACCAAGAUUAACUCUAAUACAUCUACACCUCGACCUAUAACCAGUGGUGUUGUGCAGGGUAGUGUCUUGGGUCCAUUGCACUUUAUAAUCUACAUCAACAAUAUAUGCAAGUGUUUUAGCACAGGUAAGACCUACCUCUAUGCCGAUGACUUAAAAGUCAUCUAUAAAACUGACAUUUCCGAUUUACGCAGUACUAUGGAAACAAUCCAACGUGAACUCAACAUGGUAAACGACUGGUGCAAACGCUGGAGGUUAGAGCUCAACACAGAGAAAUGCGGCUGGUUAUGUAUAGGAGACACAUCUCUCAAAACGAAACUAACACUUAGCAAUCACACACUGCCCAGACUGGCAUCAGUAACUGACCUAGGGGUACACUACUCACACAGUCCUAAUUUCUCUGAACACAUCUCAGCCAAAGCAUCCAAAAUGCGGAAAUUGCUUGGCUUCAUUCUCCGUAAUUUCUAUCAAAAUGAAUCUAAAAUCCUUCUUUACAAAGUUUGUGUAAGACCUAUCGCUGAAUACUGCUCGUUCUUAUUUUCCAACCUACGCGUAUCUUAUAUACUAAAGGUGGAAGGAAUACAACGAGACUUCACUCGCAAGGUACUUAAGACUGACUUGGUCAUUGACUACAGUUCCCGAUGCCAAAUCUUAGGAAUAGCACCCCUUUGGAAGAGAAGGCUUAGGUCUAAUUUGAUUCUCUACUUCAAACUACUCAAAAACCUUACUUAUUCAACGUGUAAGAUAAUUCUUGCCCGAGAUUCACAUGAAUACGGACUUCGAAACAAAGUAUCUACGGUCAAAGUUGAGAAAUACAGAUCAAAAACUCGGGAAAACUUCUUCCUCACCAAGUAUGCAAUAAUAUGGAACAGUCUUCCCUCCGAAACUCGCAUGGCAGAUGAAUUACAUACGUUUGUGAAACUGCUUGAUCAAGCCCUCACUUGCACUGAUCUUGCACGUACGAACACAUAUGCGCCCCACUCAGACAUCAUAGGCUCUCUCCAUGUCUAGACCAAAAUGGACUUCAAGUUCAGUUUACCUUAUUUUUCCUACUUUGCAGUUGUAUUAAUUACUUUUUCCACCCCAUUUCUUCACUUGAAGUAGACAGGUAACUCAAUGGACCUAUCAUUACUGUUAAAAUAAACUCGGUCGAUAAGGGACACUCACUACCACCCUAAAACGUCAAGAGGACCGCACAAUCGGCUGCCUACUACUAGUGGUCUUGCAUCUAUGGAGCCUGUUAUCAAUCAACUGGUUAGGACAACAGAAAAUAACAUCAGCACCAAGUUACUAAUCUUGCUCUGAGAGCACAGCUAUGAAACUUCUGACGUUUGGCACAAACUUGAUGUACGCGUCCUCUCAAGGUCAUAGUUUACAGCAAGCGCUCUACGAUUUAUCUUUAUAACAACUAUAAACUUAAUAAGUUGGGAAACAUUUUGUGAACCAACAAAUGUUGUAAUUUAUAGAUCAUGCCUGUAAAAACGGUGUGUACCUGCACAUGCA